GUCAGAAGAUGCACAUUAAAUCUGAUAAACGACUUCCUCAAAACACCAUAGUUCAUUUCGCAGAGAAACUUAAAGUUUUGGAUUUUGUAACAUGAAUAUUUACGAAGGUCUGAAUUCCUUUUCAUCCUAUAAAUUUGUUUGGAAUAAGUGCGAAUUUCCUCUCAUCGAUUUUGUUAAAUUUUAUCCAUUUCCUCAAAUAGUUCAGAUUAAGGACGGUUUUUGUGGGAGCAGCGAAGAAACGUCGUUAUCUGAAGGAGAUAUUCUUCAUCUACACGUCCUCAAAGAAACUCAAUGUUUUUUGGCGCAAACAGAAUGUGUCAAGGAUGUUCAAAUUCCAUUAAACCUCUCACAAAAAGUCAAUGUGUGUUACGAAAAAUCUUUUAAAGAAGUGAGAUCGCCAAAGAUCUUGAAAAAUUUGUUCCCUGACAAGUAUAAAAAAGUUCAUCUACAAAGUAACCUGAAAAAUUAUCUGGACAAUGACGAUGUUUAUUUCGCUGGCGAUACUUUAGAUGUUGUUGAAUUUGAUAUUUCAAAAAAGCAAUUGGUUUGUUUGAACAAGGAAAACCUUUAUGUAAGGUUUAGUAUGCGUCAACUGGUUCAUAUGAAAGUCACAGAUAUCACAACAGCUUCGUUUUUCCUUGCCGAAAUAUAUAAAAGAUUCAACUUACCUGUGGUUGUUUUGUUUGGACAACAGGCGAAAUUUAAAGGUUUAGUCACUUUACAAAAAGUUAUAACUUUGCAAACUGUUAUAGCCUCCAGCUGGCACGAAGAUGGUAGGAAAAUUUUGACUUUUCCCGCUGACCUCGAGAUUUCAUUGGUGCCACCUUCCCAGGAAACGAUAUACGAUCUUACGUAUCGUAGGCUCUUGGAUGGAGUGCACAAGCGCUUAAAUGUUGAUAAAAUUGAAGGAACAAUUGGGCCUUGCGAGAUAUGCGAUGUCAGCCAACCUUGUGCUGUUAAGGCAAUACCUGUCGGAGCUUUUCUGUUGGAUAGGCCAACAGACAAGGGAAAUAAAAGCGAAAAUGACAGCGAGAGGAUCGAUUCGUUUGAAGAGAACAACAAUUCGUUUCAAUCACGUGAUGAACAAUCUGCGUAUAGAAAUUUUUCGGAAGAAUUUCCGUCUGAUGCUAGUGGCUACUUAUGCCCGAAGGAUGUCCUUGAAAAGUUGGAAAAUUAUCGACAGGGCUCCGAUAGUUCCUCGAGGUCUCACGAGGCUAUGUGGACCAAUCAGGAUAGGGACAAUCGAUGUACCGAUGCGUCACCUCACAUGAGUACCAAUUUUCUUAAGGAAAAAUUUCCUGAUUUUUCUGAACCUACAGAAAAUGUCUACGAGUCCAUCAGGAGAAAUGCAAGCAUACCACAUUAUCACCACGUACCAAUGACAGCUAUGAACGAGCAAGAAGUCUCAAAUAUCGAUGUUUUCCAGGCAGAAUUAGUAAAUCCUACGGAGAGAGAAACUUCCUGUCCAUUAUCUUCAACAAUUUAUGAGCAACUUCAUCCUGACAAUGUGGUUCAGGAUUGCAUUGACAUUCCAGAUAUGAAUGAGACAUCUUUAACCACGAAGCAAGAAUCACCUGACGUUAAACGACAUCAUACCUGUCGAAGUAUAAAAGACUUCUCAAAUGAGGACGUCUGUUCACUGCUAAGGGAGUUAAACCUCGAGCAAUACGAAGAUAUGUUUAAAAGAGAGCAAAUCGAUGGUAGAUUGCUGGUAGAUAUGAACGAGAACAUGUUGAUAAAUGAUUUUAAAAUGCCCUCGUUUCAUGCUAUGAAGUUAAGAAAAGCUGUCAUGAACAAUUGGAGACCUUUAAUAUUUCCAUCAUGACAAUAUAAAGUUAAAAACAUGAGCUACAUUUUGGCCAAUGGAUUACUACGUAGUGGACUGUUGUGAGAGGUUUUGUGGCCUUAUCUACUUGAUCAUAAUAUUUUCAAACGCUUCAAUGUUUUCUUUAAGGCAAAAAGCCACAAUUUAAACUGUAAAAUCAAUGGAGUAAGAUAUCGAUUCAAAGUUAUCGAAGCUUCAUUUCCUUAAGAAAAUACGAGCACCUUUUUAACAGGUUAAAAAUCC
Xenia sp. Carnegie-2017 is the source of this 2068-nucleotide messenger RNA. RefSeq lists its product as uncharacterized. NCBI's taxonomy places the organism in Eukaryota, Metazoa, Cnidaria, Anthozoa, Malacalcyonacea, Xeniidae. Gene Ontology annotation, molecular function: protein binding. The transcript has 4 exons. Bases 92 to 1825 code for a protein of 577 amino acids. The record is from RefSeq and is a predicted model, not a curated record.